AUGCUUUUGGAAACUGGACUCGUGAUCGCCUCCAUGAGUUGCAAUCUUUACCUAUAUGUUGACAUAUUAAAUAUGCAUCCAUCAUCUGCAAUUCUUGCACAACACAAAGAAAACUUACUACUAAAAAUGCAAGGCAUUAAACUCAAGAUCCCAAAAUUUUCAGAUUUAGUGCAGCCAUCAUCAGCUCGAAUAGUUCUUUCGAUUGAUGACCUAUUGAUGGAAAUUCUUUUACGCGUACCUAUAAGAUCCCUUCUCUGUUUCAAAACCGUAUCCAAACGUUGGCUUUCAAUCAUUACUCAUCCACAUUUUUCUGUCCUCUGUCAACCCAAUCCAAAUCGCGCAGUAGGCCUUUUCUUGACCUGUCCUUAUUCUCUUCCAGCAAAACCCCAGUUUGAUUAUGUUCAUUUUGAUAAGAAAAAUCCCCCAAAACCACCAUUUAAGAAUCUCAAAUUCAUUAAAGACUCUUCUGGUAUUAGUGUUCUGCAAUCUUGCAAUGGAUUAAUGCUCUGUUCCAACUCCCCUUUGCGUCUAGCUAAAACAAAUUACUAUGUUUGCAACCCCACUACGAAACAUUACACAGCACUUCCAAAAUCAGUUCUUGAAACUGAAAAUUCUAAAAUUCAUGGUAUAAGCUUAGCUUUUGAUCCUGCCAAGUCUCCUCAUUACAAAGUAAUAUGUGUUCGCGAUUCUGUUUCGUCUCCUCAACAUUAUCAGAUUGAAAUCUACUCAUCUCAAACAGGUUUGUGA
This is a messenger RNA of Solanum stenotomum, 747 nucleotides long. RefSeq names its product F-box protein At5g07610-like. NCBI's taxonomy places the organism in Eukaryota, Viridiplantae, Streptophyta, Magnoliopsida, Solanales, Solanaceae. Gene Ontology annotation, molecular function: protein binding. Bases 1 to 747 code for a protein of 248 amino acids. The record is from RefSeq and is a predicted model, not a curated record. The transcript is spliced from 2 exons.